AUGGCGUUUUGUCCUGAAUUACGUACUCAUUCUCAAAAAGUAUGUAGUUUAUAUAAAAGAGCUAUGCGAACUAUUGAGUCUUACUAUGUUGUCAGGCACGUCAUUCGCUACCAUCAAGUUCAUUUGAGAAGUGAAUUCGACAAAAACAAAUGUAUUAAAGAUGCCAAGGAGCAGCGUCGCCUAUUGUGGGUGGGACUACAUGAACUUUUCAUGAAGCAGAAUCCUUUAAUGGUAGCUAAAUUUGCUAGAUCAUAUGGAAUAUGUGCUGGAGUGGCACCCGAGCGCGUCGUCACACCUCCAGACUGGAUUCUUGAUUACUGGCAUCCCCUAGAAAAAGCUCAUUUCCCCGAUUACUUUAAACGGCGAGAACAAAGAAAAUGUGAAUAUAUCCAACUGUGGCACAAGGGCUUGUUACGAUAG
Molecule: messenger RNA, 420 nt
Organism: Arctia plantaginis
Lineage: Eukaryota; Metazoa; Arthropoda; Insecta; Lepidoptera; Erebidae
Source: the annotation of a GenBank genome assembly